This is a messenger RNA of Cinara cedri, 231 nucleotides long. NCBI's taxonomy places the organism in Eukaryota, Metazoa, Arthropoda, Insecta, Hemiptera, Aphididae. The record is from the annotation of a GenBank genome assembly.
AUGUACUCCAAUUUGAAUAAUUUAGAUCCUAAUGCAGGGAUCGUACACAACCACGGGCCGAAUGAAGAUGAUAUUCAAGUUUCAAAAUGUUUAUUAAAAAUUAAGGAAAAAACUCAAUCAACCCAAGUAAAUCCAGUUGAAAUCUACGCAGAAGGAAUUAAUUCACUUUCGUCUUCAUGUAAACCUCGAAUUCCAGUUGAAGACGUUGUAAAAAGGACUGUCCGAAACUAA